Messenger RNA from Fusarium oxysporum Fo47, 561 nucleotides. Its product is annotated as flavoprotein. The transcript is spliced from 2 exons. The record is from RefSeq and is a predicted model, not a curated record. Lineage: Eukaryota; Fungi; Ascomycota; Sordariomycetes; Hypocreales; Nectriaceae. Bases 1 to 561 code for a protein of 186 amino acids. Gene Ontology annotation, molecular function: carboxy-lyase activity.
AUGAAGAAAAGGAGCGCUUCUGCACCACUCGCCAAAACUACCAACAUCGAUUGCUGGAGGAUUGUCGUUGGGAUUACCGGUGCAACAGGAGCUGUCUACGCAAUCCGCAUCCUGACCAUUCUGCGCCAUCUUGGCGUCGAGACUCAUCUAAUCAUAAGCAAAUGGGCGUUGGCGACGUUGAAGUACGAAACGUCCAUGACUGAGGCCGAAAUCCGAGCACUUUCCAGCAGAUCGUAUACGGCAAAAGACCUCUCAGCGCCUAUCGCAUCAGGAUCAUUUCAGCAUGACGGGAUGAUGAUUGUUCCCUGUAGCUUGAAAACCCUUGCGGCGAUACGAUCUGGCUAUUGCGAUAACCUGAUCGCCAGAGCUGCCGAUGUCACCCUUAAGGAGGAUCGCCGACUGCUUCUCGCCAUCCGAGAAACGCCCCUUAGCGUAACUCACUUGGAGAACUUGCUGUCUCUUCGCCGCGCGAACGCCAUCAUCUUCCCUCCUGUUCCAGCUUUUCAUACCGGGCCCGAGAGCAUCGAGGACAUCCGAUGGAAGGGAUUCAAGAGAAGCUAG